Molecule: messenger RNA, 990 nt
Organism: Pogoniulus pusillus (Red-fronted tinkerbird)
Lineage: Eukaryota; Metazoa; Chordata; Aves; Piciformes; Lybiidae
Gene: NMU
Product: neuromedin U
Exons: 10
Coding region: 86-643 (185 amino acids)
Biological process (GO): neuropeptide signaling pathway; positive regulation of smooth muscle contraction; positive regulation of synaptic transmission
Cellular component (GO): terminal bouton
Molecular function (GO): neuromedin U receptor binding
Source: RefSeq, a predicted model, not a curated record
CUGCGCUCGGCCACGUGUCGGGACGCUUAAAAAGUUUGGCAGGGAGCGACGGCACGGCCAGAGAGCGGCUGGCAGCCGGGCAGCCAUGGGAGCCCUCUGCCGCCGCCAGUCCCCCGCCGCCGGCCCCCGGAGCAGCCUGGCGAAGGCAGCGGACGGCGUGGCGCUGCCGGGGUCCCCGCUGCUCCUCCUCUGCCUCCUGCUCCUCGCCUGCUCCAUGUCUGCCUGCCAAGGUGCUCCAAUGCCAUCCCAAGCCCUGGAGGCAGGUGAGGAUUUUCAGCUGUGGAAAGAGAUAGAUGAUGCAUGCUCUGCCUACCUGUCCAGAGAUGCUCAGCCUCAGGCACCCAGUGCAGUGGAAGAACUUUGCUUCUUGAUCAUGGGAUUCCUCCAGAAACCACAGGGCGUAGAUGAAAAAGACAACACCAAAAGGUUCUUAUUUCAUUAUUCUAAGGCUCAUGACUCAGGCAACUCAGACAUCAUGUCCUCUGUCCUGCAUCCCUUGCUGCAACUCGUUCCCCAGCUUAAUGAGAGAAGACUGAAGAGAUACAAACUGGACGAGGAGCUUCAAGGACCCAAUGGGAUUCAAAGCAGAGGCUACUUCUUCUACAGGCCACGCAACGGGCGGAGGGCUGUGGAUGUCCGCUGAGGAGGAUUUUAGCCUCCUACCCUAGAGCCAAUGCUGCAGGAAUGCUGAGUACAUGGACACAACUGUUUUGCUCUAAAAAAAGAAAGUAUUUGUUACUCUGUGUACUCCAAACCCACUCCAGUGUAAACGUUCCUAAAUUCCCUUUCCUUGAGGACUGAGAAGUUUCUUUGUGGGCUGUAUUAAAAGGACUUGCUCCCUGGUGUGACGUUGUUCAGUGCCCUGUGUUAAACAGCCCCAGAGCAUGCAUGCAACAGGCACUGCCUCUAACAGCAUUGUGAUGUGCAUUCCCUUAACCCCUGAUUAAUAAAGGCACUCAGUGGAUUGAAGGAGGAGGUUUGCAACACCUA